This is a messenger RNA of Symbiodinium sp. CCMP2456, 633 nucleotides long. The record is from the annotation of a GenBank genome assembly. NCBI's taxonomy places the organism in Eukaryota, Dinophyceae, Suessiales, Symbiodiniaceae.
AUGCAUAGACGCUCUGUAGUUUCUCAUUCAAUGUGCCGUAUGUUGAGACCUGAGCUUGUCGCCAUCAUCCUUGGCUUUGGCGCUUGCGCACGCCCAGAUUGCAGAGAGGGCACGUGCCAAACCCUUGAUCCGUAUUUCAAUUGUGAGUAUGACCGGUCGGGCACCGCAGGAGGCGGCAACACAGUUGCCCCAGCACAUUGCAAAUACCAUGGCAACAUCGUAGUGAGAGCGAGCUUCGAGCUUCCCCAAGCCUAUGCCAACGACAGUCAACAAAAGUUCUUCGUGCGAGAGGAAGUUUUGGCAGGCUUGGCGGAUGUAUUCCGCCACGUCAAGUUAAAUGGAGAGGAACGGUUCCUACUCCCUGCCCUCUGGUAUGGUUUGAAGCAUGAUGGUCGGUUUCUUCGACGCUGGAUCCCGACGGAGGAGCUUCAGCUGGAACACCGUUGGCGAGAGCGGUCGGUGUGGAGCGCGCGACUUGUCUUUGCGGUCGCCUCGCCUGCCGCAACAUGCGAGUUGUGCAUGUCGCACUUGAGUGUGCCUCUGUACAGUGAGAGUGAGAAUGGAUUUGCAAUGCUUGGAACCGUUUCGCGAUUCACAACACAUUUCGCUAUCAUGCAGCGGGUGACACCAGUC